This is a messenger RNA of Drosophila montana, 807 nucleotides long. RefSeq names its product serine protease 1-like. The record is from RefSeq and is a predicted model, not a curated record. Gene Ontology annotation, molecular function: serine-type endopeptidase activity. Gene Ontology annotation, biological process: proteolysis. Lineage: Eukaryota; Metazoa; Arthropoda; Insecta; Diptera; Drosophilidae. The transcript has a single exon. The coding region runs from base 1 to 807 and encodes 268 amino acids.
AUGAAGGCUGUUCUCAAGGCCUUGCUGCUGUUCUUUUUGCCUGGGCAAUAUGCUGCUCAGGUCCUGGAGCCGAGGCUUGUGCGCACUAUUCCUUCUGUGCCUGAAGCCACAGUGCAAUACGACAGCGGUUACAAGGCAAGGCCGGGCGAGGUGUCCUACAUUGUGGCUUUGGAUUUUGUUGGCAUCCAUUCUGUAUGGUUCUGUGCAGGAUCAAUCAUAGCAAAUCGGUGGAUUGUAACAGUUGCAUCUUGCACCAAUGCGGCAAGAUUAGUGAAAAUAAGCUACAGUGCAGCUAACCGUGAGGAGCCACACUUCCAGAUGCGCGUUUCAAGCAACUGUUUUUAUGCACAUCCUGACUUUGAUAAGUCUUACAGGAAUGAUAUAGCUCUGAUUAAAACGCCGUAUGUUGAGUACACGAACGGGGUACUAGCUGUUCCUCUGCCCCACUCUUCUUCAAUGUUCAAAAACGCUUGGGCAUUUUCUGCUGGCUGGGGACAGCACAGAGGCAGCAACGAGACCAAAAACUUCCUGCAUGUGCUGCAGAUAGAGGUGUUAAGGAAUAAGGAUUGCAUUGAGCUUGGCUACGGAAACAGGUUUCGCUCGAAGAUGCUGUGCGGCCGGCUGCCCAACAGGGAGACGAGCUGUCACCUAGACUCGGGCAGUCCCAUGGAACUACAGGUAAAUGCCACUCUAAUUGCCAUCGCCUCAUUUGGCAAUCAAUACGGCUGCAAGUCGAAUACGCCGCUUGGAUAUACGAGAAUCACGUCAUAUAUGCAUUGGAUGAAUUCCGUAAUGAAUGGUAGCUGA